This is a messenger RNA of Osmerus eperlanus (European smelt), 3952 nucleotides long. RefSeq names its product signal transducer and activator of transcription 5B-like. Gene Ontology annotation, biological process: response to peptide hormone; regulation of transcription by RNA polymerase II; cell surface receptor signaling pathway via JAK-STAT. The record is from RefSeq and is a predicted model, not a curated record. The coding region runs from base 190 to 2547 and encodes 785 amino acids. NCBI's taxonomy places the organism in Eukaryota, Metazoa, Chordata, Actinopteri, Osmeriformes, Osmeridae. Gene Ontology annotation, molecular function: RNA polymerase II cis-regulatory region sequence-specific DNA binding; DNA-binding transcription factor activity, RNA polymerase II-specific. The transcript has 19 exons.
GGAAGUAGGUGGUUGCAUGUCUUGCUAGCAGCAACAGCUGGUCUGUUUACUACACCGACAGUGCAAGGAAAACCUGUCAACAGUUGGGGCGAUAUAGCGAGCUAUGACAGUAAAACAACAUUGACUGUUGGACGUGCAUUUUCUCUGUACGUCCACGAUCGGUUUGCUGUCUUGAAACGGGGCCUUAGGAUGGCGGUGUGGAUCCAGGCCCAGCAGCUGCAAGGGGAGGCCUUGCACCAGAUGCAGUCUCUCUACGGCCAGCAUUUCCCCAUAGAAGUCCGCCACUACCUUGCCCAGUGGAUUGAAAGCCAACUCUGGGACUCUGUGGAGCUGGAGAACCCUCAGGAAGAGCUCAAGGCUAAGCGUCUGUUAGACAGCCUGGUCCAGGAGCUGCAGAGGAAGGCCGAGCACCAGGUAGGAGAGGACGGCUUCCUGCUCAAGAUCAAACUGGGACACUACGCAAACCAGUUCAAGAGCACAUACGACCGCUGUCCUUUGGAACUGGUGCGCUGUAUCAAGCACAUCCUCCGCUCGGAGCAAAGACUGGUGCAAGAAGCUACUAAUGCAAACUGCGCAGGAGGCGGGGCCAUGGACAGCCUAUCACAGCGUCACCAGCAAAUCAACCAGGCGUUUGAAGUGCUGCGGGUGUCCUCGCAGGAGACGGAGAACGAGCUGCGCAAGCUGCAGAACAACCAGGAGUACUUCAUAAUACAGUACCAGGAGAACCUGCGCAUCCAGGCCCAAAUAAGCAGCCUGGCGUCCCUGCCUCCAGCUGAGAGGACCCAGAGAGAGACGACCCUUCAGAGCAAGAGAGCCACUGUGGAAGCCUGGCUUACCCGAGAGGCCAACACUCUGCAGAAAUACAGACUGGACCUAGCAGAGAAACACCAGCAGAGCCUGACCCUGCUCAGGAAACAGCAGACGUUGAUCCUGGACGAGGAGUUGAUCCAGUGGAAAAGACGCCAGCAGCUGGCAGGCAACGGGGGGCCACCUGAAGGAGGCUUGGAUGUCCUGCAGUCCUGGUGUGAGAAGCUGGCCGACCUGAUAUGGCAGAACCGCCAGCAGCUCAGGAGGGCUGAGCAUCUGACUCAGCAGCUUCCUCUGCCAGGCCCCAUCGAAGAGCUCCUCACCAAGCUCAAUGGUGACAUCACAGACAUCAUCUCUGCUCUGGUCACCAGCACAUUCAUCAUUGAGAAGCAGCCUCCUCAGGUGCUGAAGACUCAGACGAAGUUUGCUGCCACGGUGCGUCUGCUGGUGGGCGGAAAACUCAAUGUCCACAUGAACCCUCCCCAGGUCAAGGCUGUUAUCGUCAGCGAGCAGCAGGCCAAAGCUCUUCUCAAGAAUGAGAGCACCAGGAACGAUAGCAGUGGAGAAAUCCUCAACAACAACUGUGUAAUGGAGUACCACCAGACCACUGGAACCCUCAGUGCACACUUCAGGAACAUGUCCCUGAAGAGGAUCAAGCGGUCUGACCGUCGUGGUACAGAGUCAGUCACAGAGGAGAAGUUCACAGUCCUGUUUGAGUCACAAUUCAGCGUUGGGGGCAAUGAGCUUGUUUUUCAUGUAAAGACAUUAUCGCUCCCCGUGGUGGUUAUUGUUCACGGUAGUCAAGACAACAACGCCACAGCAACAGUCCUCUGGGACAAUGCGUUUGCCGAACCAGGCAGGGUCCCCUUCAUAGUACCUGACAAGGUGCUGUGGCCCCAGCUGUGUGAAGCACUAGACAUGAAAUAUAAGGCGGAAAUGCACAGCGGACGCGGUCUGUCAGAGGACAACCUGGUGUUCCUGGGACAGAAGGCCUUCAGUAGCACCAGCAACAACCCUGACGACUACCGCAGCAUGACCAUGUCCUGGGCGCAGUUCAACCGGGAGAGUUUGCCUGGACGAAACUUCACCUUCUGGCAGUGGUUUGAUGGAGUCAUGGAGCUCAUGAAGAAACAUCUGAAGCCUCAUUGGAAUGACGGGGCAAUCCUGGGCUUUGUGAACAAGCAGCAAGCCCAGGAUAUGCUGAUGUCCAAACCGAACGGCACCUUCCUACUGCGCUUCAGUGAUUCUGAGAUCGGAGGUAUCACAAUUGCCUGGGUGGCAGAAAACCCCAACAAAGCAGGGGAGCGGUUAGUGUGGAACCUUAUGCCUUACACCACCAAGGACUUCUCCAUACGCUCACUCGCCGACCGCAUCAGUGACCUCAACCACCUUCUGUACCUCUACCCUGAUAGGGCCAAGGAUGAGGUCUUCUCGAAGUACUACACCCCUCCCCUCUCAAAAGCAGUGGACGGCUAUGUUAAACCACAGAUCAAGCAAGUUGUGCCAGAGUUCACCACACCUAACCCCGAGCCACCUGGUGGAAACCCAACAUACAUGGACCAGGCAGCUUCCCCUUCUGUGGGACCUCCCAGCAACUUUGGCAUCUACCCUUCCAUAAAUGACCCGAUGCUGGAUGCUGAUGGUGAGUUUGACCUGGAGGACAGCAUGGACGUGGCUCGACAUGUAGAGGAACUCCUGAGACGACCAAUGGCUGAUCAGUGGAGCAGCCAGCAGUCGUGACCUUUAAACCCCUGACCUUUUAACCCUCUAAACCUGCACCCUAAUAAGAGCCAAGCACCCGUAAAUAACAGUUUUUAAAACCAAAGGAAAAUCAUGCUCAGACCUUAUUCUCACCAACCUAAGUUAAGUAAUACCAGCAUUUUACUAAACCAGGUUUUGCUCUAAAUGUAAACAUGGUUUGGUUUUCCAAUAAUAUAUUUAGAAUGCAUAGCCAAUCCAAAUUAAGUUAUAAUUGAAGUUAGCUAUUUCUGUCUUACCUUAUAUCUUUAUCAGCUUAUAAAAAGUAGCCAACAGCGUUGUGUAUUUUAAUGUACAGCUAACACUAGCAUUUAUCACACAAAAGGUAAGUGAGAUCACCUAUUGUGUAUACUUAGUGUGUUGUGCUGGCCUGGCAUCAAGACAGCUGCUCCUGGUUAGUUGUGGGCUGGAUGUGCAAAUAUCAAAACGUUCUUUUUAAAGCACAAACUUAUUAGGUUCGGCCUGAUUUUUUACAAAACAGAGAAAGAUUAUAAUUAGCUAAACAAAAGUAGUAAAUACCUUAAAUAAAGAUGUUGCAACCUCCAGCAACUCCAUGGCCCCUUGAUUUAUAUUGUUUUUGUGAAGUAUUCUCUGUCAAUGUGACUAAUAGAUACUAAUACAAUUAUUGAAAUAUUCUGUUGUACCUGAUAAAGAAUAUACAGCAAAUAAAUUAAUAGAACGGUAAAGGUAAGGGGAUGCAGUACUGAGAAAGAAAUAUAGAUGUAUAGAAUGUCAUAUUGUUACUGCAAUACUUGCUACUCAGGCUUGUAUCUUGAUGAUGGCUUAAUUGGUAUGUCAAACCAGCAUUCAUUUAUUUGCUUGCUAUAACAAUUCUUGGGUAAUAUUUUGGCCUUGACAAAAGGUGGCUUACUUUGUAACAGGACAAAAUAGCAAUAUCCAAUUCUACUAUUGGGUCAGUAUUAACAAUGUAAUCGCCCACUUUUUGUAUAAAUACAAUUAAGGGAUUUUAAAACUUAGCCGCUAAUUAUUUCAUUUAAUAUUUUUUAAUUGACAUCUGAGCCCCUUCUGUUGUCAAAUGGGACCCUUGAUAUGAAAAGUUAUGCGAAAUGUGUACUCUACAUUAUAUGCCUUGUACGUGUAUAGUCUGCCUUGAAUGUGGAUUUAACUAGCUUCACCAAAAAGUCCUUACAGUUAAUACCUCUGCUUCUUACCACACUAAACUUGCAUCAGUUACUGGCUUUUUAUACUUGUUAAUUCAAAAAGGAGUCAUCAGACAAGUAAUUCUCAACAAAAAAAAACUGCUCAGAGAUAAUAAUGGUAAACUGACCCAGCUAUCCACAACCUCUAUUCUGGUACGCACCCAUUACCUUGUAUUGAAGACCUUAGUCAGCCUUAAAGUUUAUUGUAUUCUCAACCUGUGCCUUAA